CUGCUCAGAGAACAUCGUCGCUAGGUCAGACAUCACUAGUCGCUCUGCGGAUGUGUCGUCAGUAGGAAGUGGACUUCCUGGUCGGAGGAUCUUUAAACCAGAACCAGUUAACCCAGUUAGCCGCCUUUAACCCGGUUAUCGGUCCAUCCGUCCCGUUCAAACGUGGUUCUAACCGCGUGGUUCCGAACAGAAUACAGUCAGAGAACGUUAGAGCCGUUAGAACCUUCAGAUGUCCGCCUCGGCUGGAUGCUCCCCGUCGGGCCCAAAUCCGGGCCUCGGCCCCGGUAUGUCCAUGUUCCGCUGGCUGGAGGUUCUGGAGAAGGAGUUCGACAAAGCGUUCGUGGACGUGGACCUGCUGCUGGGAGAGAUCGACCCGGACCAGGUGGACAUCACGUAUGAAGGCCGCCAGAAGAUGACGAGCCUCAGCUCCUGCUUCGCUCAGCUCUGCCACAAAACCCAGACGGUGUUCCAGCUCAACCACAAGCUGGAGGCUCAGCUGGUGGACCUUCGCUCUGAGCUUACGGACGCCAAAGCUGAACGUUCUGUGGUAGAACGUGAGGUCCAUGAUCUUCUGCUGCAGCUCCACGCUCUGCAGCUGCAGCUCCACUCCAAGCAGGGCCAGGAGGGUGACUCAGACACCAUCAAGACCGACUGUUUAACAACAUCAUUUCUAUUCCAGGAGCAGGAGCUGGAGGCCAGCAAGAAGGAGAAACUGGCCGAGGCCCGGCUGGAGGCCGAGGUCCGGCUCUUCAAGAAGGAGAACGAGGCCCUCCGCAGGCACAUGGCAGUACUGCAGGCGGAGGUGUAUGGAGCCAGACUGGGUAAGUACCUGGACAAGGAGCUGGCCGGCAGGGUGCAGCAGAUCCAGUUACUGGGUCGGGACAUGAAAGGACCGGCUCACGACAAACUGUGGAACCAGCUGGAGGCCGAGAUCCACCUCCACCGCCACAAGACGGUGAUCCGAGCCUGCAGGGGCGCAGCACCCAAGAAACCGCUACCUUCUCCUGUUGGACACAGUCUUUGUCGUGCCUGCAGGACCCCGGACAUGCUGAAGAAAACCCAAGGAGUCGGUCCCAUCAGGAAGGUGGUUCUGGUCAAGGAGGACCACGAGGGCCUGGGGAUCUCCAUCACAGGCGGGAAGGAGCACGGCGUUCCCAUCCUGAUCUCAGAGAUCCAUCGCCAGCCGGCAGACCGCUGUGGAGGUCUUCACGUUGGAGACGCCAUCCUCGCCGUCAACAGCAUCAACCUGAGAGACGCCAAACACAAGGAGGCGGUGACCAUCCUGUCCCAGCAGCGAGGACAGAUCGAGUUCGAGGUGGUGUACGUGGCUCCGGAGGUGGACAGUGACGAUGAGAACGUGGAGUACGAAGACGACAGCGGCCAUCGCUACCGACUGUACCUGGACGAGCUGGAGGACGGCAGCACGGCGCCCCCUAGCAACAGCUCAGCGUCCUGCAGAGUAACUCUGGAGAAGAUGACGCUCAGUAACGGACCGGAGACGGAGACGCUGGAAUCUGCAGCGAGACGCCUUCAGAGAACUCCGUCCAAACCUCCAGAGACCGACUGUUCUCCUAGAACCUCUGUAGAACUGGAACUGAGAGUCCAAUGACAAUCUUUGGAUGAGGGAGAACCAGCAGCGUUCUCCUUCGUCUCUGGGUCGGGGUUCAGGGUUUAGAACUGGGUCCAGGUAGGAAGGAACCAGGAGAUGCUUGUGGUGAAGACAGAAAGCUGCAGGAGCUUCAUGUUUGUUAGAAAGGUUCUACCAGCUUCUGUCUGUGUUCUUCUGUAAAAUAUCUGGAAGGUUCCUCCCUGAUCUGCUCGGAACUCUGAGCAGAUCAGGGAAGGACCAACGGGGUCUUCGUGGAAUGACUUUCAGUAGAACAUCUAGUCUUCUAAUGAGCUAAAUGUCUGUCCAGUGAGGAGGAGAACUUCUAGUGAUGGUUUCAGAGGAAAACUCGACAACAUCCAGGCUGCUUCAGGUGUUCAGUGAAGAACCCUGAGCAGGUUUAAGGUCAGAACAAGGAAACAGGAAGUUCAUGCUGAAGACCCUCAAACACCUCAGACAGCUUCUUCUGCACAGCGCCCCAUCAAACCUGAACAUCUACACCUCGUAACUUUAUCUUCUGCAGCCUCGUGAUGAACUUUAGCUGGGUUCUCUGGUGAGUUCAGGUCCUGGAGAUGUUUGGGACCAGGAGGAACGAGCUGUUGUCCUUAUUUAAGUGUAGAAGCACAAAGACAGCAUGUUGGAACCUUCUAGCAGGUUCUCCAGGACUUCCUCCUCCCUCACUCUGAACUGCUGGUAGGCUUGGCUCUCUAACCGCUCUAACAUGUCGGCAUGUCACUAAUGUGUGGUUAUCUGGGAACACUUUAGAACGUCACCAAUACAAUCAUUUAUUAACCGUC
Acanthochromis polyacanthus (spiny chromis) is the source of this 2403-nucleotide messenger RNA. RefSeq names its product golgi-associated PDZ and coiled-coil motif containing. Gene Ontology annotation, molecular function: transmembrane transporter binding. Gene Ontology annotation, biological process: negative regulation of protein localization to cell surface. Lineage: Eukaryota; Metazoa; Chordata; Actinopteri; Pomacentridae. The record is from RefSeq and is a predicted model, not a curated record. Gene Ontology annotation, cellular component: membrane; trans-Golgi network transport vesicle; Golgi apparatus.